AUGGAUAUUUCUAGCCUUGACUUAAAUUAUUUAUCUCCGGAUCAAGCUGCAGGAUUAAUUCAGUCAUUUCAUGAAUCAGAAAUCUUUUCAGCUCUUAAUUCUUGCAAUGAAACUAAAGCCCCUGGCCCAGAUGGUUUUAAUUACUUUUUCUAUAAACGAGCAUGGAGUUUUAUUAAGAACGACAUUAUAGACUUGGUCAAUGGAAUUUACAAGUUACUUUCAAAGUGUCUUUCCGCCAGAUUAGCUCCUCUUAUUUCUUCUGUGAUAUCGGAUCAUCAACAUGUUUUUAUUGAGGAUAUGAAUAUCAUGGAUUAUGCCAUGAUUUCUAAUGAACUAAUUCACUUCGCCAGAAAAAGGAAAGACAAACUUCUUGUCCUAAAGCUCGAUUUUCAUAAGGCUCCUAGUGAUCCUUUUCCGCUCAAAAAGACGAGUUCGUUAGGAGAUCUGAUCUCGCCUUAUCUUUUUGUGUUAACUGCUGAAGGUUUGAAAAGUAUCCUGCAAAAGUUGAAAGAUUUGGGUCUUAUUAAUGGGUUUGUUUAUUUUGAUGAUCAUGACCAGAUAUCGGUCCUUCAAUUUGCAGAUGAUUCUAUUUUAUUUCUUCCUUUUGAUUUGGAGCAUCUCUGGAAUCUGACUCGUAUCUUACGCUGCUUCGAAUUAAUCGCAGCUUUGAAAAUUAAUUUUCACAAGAGUUCUCUGCUUGGCAUUAAUGUCUCUUAA
Messenger RNA from Mercurialis annua (annual mercury), 717 nucleotides. RefSeq lists its product as uncharacterized. Bases 1 to 717 code for a protein of 238 amino acids. The transcript has 3 exons. The record is from RefSeq and is a predicted model, not a curated record. Lineage: Eukaryota; Viridiplantae; Streptophyta; Magnoliopsida; Malpighiales; Euphorbiaceae.